Lasiosphaeria miniovina is the source of this 2211-nucleotide messenger RNA. Its product is annotated as heterokaryon incompatibility protein-domain-containing protein. The annotation marks the transcript as partial. The record is from RefSeq and is a predicted model, not a curated record. Lineage: Eukaryota; Fungi; Ascomycota; Sordariomycetes; Sordariales; Lasiosphaeriaceae. The transcript has 2 exons.
AUGCGCUUAAUAAAUGUGUCGACGCUGGAGAUCCAAGAGUUUUGUGGCGCUGAUAUUCCGCCCUACGCGAUUUUGUCGCACCGAUGGAGCCGCGACGAGGUGACCCUGCCCGAGAUGGCAGUCAUCGCCAAAUACCGCCUCGACCAACAGAAGCGCAUACCCCAGCUGCCACAUCCGACCGACAAGGCCGACACGGUGAGGAUGCUGCUUCUCUCGUCCAUGCUGCUCGCCUUCCGCGGUCAUCCCUCGCCCCUGAACCGCAUGUCGACGCCCACCGCCAUGACCAAGGCCUACCCGGGCGACGACGACGACAGCUUCCGGGCGCUGGUCCCCUCGGCGCUGCCCCACCCGCUGCAGCUCAAGGCCGGAUACGCCAAGAUCACAUACGCCUGCGAGCAGGCCGCGCGGGACGGCCACCGCUACCUCUGGGUCGACACGUGCUGCAUCGACAGGUCUAACAGCGCCGAGGUGUCCGAGGCCAUCAACUCCAUGUUCACUUGGUACCAGCGCGCCGCCGUGUGCUACGCGUACCUCGAGGACGUGUCCAAGGACUCGCGCGAGGGCUACCGCACGUGGAAGGACGGGUUCGCCGAGAGCGUGUGGUUCACGAGGGGAUGGACACUGCAGGAGCUGCUGGCGCCGCGCAACGUCGUCUUCUACGGCAAGGGCUGGAAGCUGCUGGGCACCAAGUCGGCGCUGGCCAAGACGAUCGAGAAGGCGACCAAGAUCGACGAGCUGACGCUGCUGGAGCCGCGGCUGAUGCACAAGGCCAGCGUGGCGCGGCGCAUGGCUUGGGCCGCCGGCCGCAUCACGACGCGCACCGAGGACGCCGCCUACUCGCUGCUCGGCAUCUUCAGCAUCAACAUGAUGCCUCUGUACGGCGAGGGCGAGAACGCCUUCCUGCGCCUGCAGGAGGAGAUCAUCCGCCGCUCCGACGACCACACCAUCUUCGCCUGGGGCACGCUCGGCCACCAUGACAAGGGUGUGCCGCACUACCACCACUUCCACCUCAUGAACAAUUCCGAUAGCGACGACGACGACGACGACGAUAACGGCAGCAACGACGGCUUCGACCACGAGGGUAUGAGUGGCGGCACCAUGGGCGUGUUGGCCAAGUCCCCGAGCGAGUUCGCGGGCAUGGAGCGCGUGGCCGUGCCGGCAGCGGCUAAGCUCGACGCAACGCAGCGCGGCGAUGCGGUUGACUUCGCCAUGACUAACAAGGGCCUGCGUAUCAAGCUCAGCCUGAUCCCCGUCAGCGGCGCGCACGCGACCAGCCACAAGACAUACAUCGGGGUGCUCGACUGCCAGAACGGCGACGACGGCAAGAACACGACGAGCAAGAAACAGCAGCAGGCGGACGUGGGCAGCCGCGCGGGGAUCUUACUGGCCGAGACGGAGAUGCCCAACGUGCUGCUGCGCACGCGCACGAAGCAGCGCACGUGGGUGACGGGCAAGGAGCUGGUGGGCGCGCCGCGGCCGCGCGUCGUGUACAUUGCCAACGGGGCGGCGACGCUGCUGCGGGCGGACCAGUCCGAAGAGAUAGUGUGGGUGAAGGCGCACGACCUGACGGCGCCGGGCUACGACAUCGUCGACGUGCGGGCGCGGGGCGUCGGGGCCGCGCACUCGUCGCACCACCACUGGAACCGCGAGUUCGGCACGCUGCGCCUGGCCGGCAUCGCCGACCGCGGCGUGCUGUACCAGUUGGCCGCCGUCGUCUUCUUCAACAAGCACCUGCAGACGGGCUUUGUCGUGCGCAUCCUCGUCGACUCGUCGUCCGACGCCUGCUUCGUCGACCUGCUCCCGCCCCGGAGGCCGUCCAAGAAGCAGCAGUCACCCGCCGACACCGACGCCAGCACCAGCGCCGCCGCGGUCCUCCUCAAGGAGCAGGCCCAGCAGCUGUGGGACGCCCCCGGGAAGAUCGAGAUCACGAACCCCGAGGUCUACGGGGCGGAGGAGGAGGAGUCAUCGUGGACGGCGCGGGCGCUCAGCGCGGCCAAGAAGAGCGGCGCGGCUGGGGACCGCCGCAGCCCGACGCGCGGAGCCGCGCUGCAGCUUACCAACACCGUCACCUUUGCCGAGCCCUGGGAGAAGGAGUACCAGCGCACCGUCGAGGCCAAGGUGUCGCGCAAGCGCCGCGGCGUCAUGGUGCUCUCCCUGUCGGCGAUGCUGUGGGAUGCCGGGACCAGCGUCAAGAAGGCCGAGGACGAGGAC